AUGGCUGAUGAGUCAUGGAGGUUGCCAAACUCUGUGCAGCAACUGGCUGCAACCGUGCAAGAGCCGCCGAGCCGGUACUUGCUUAGAGAGCAUGAAGAUCUUGGCGGGCACCUGGCUGGUGCCGAGUUACCAGAGCUGAUCCCAACCAUAGAUCUCGACCUACUAUCUGCAUCCAACGAUGCAGAGGAAGCCACCAAGCUGCGAUCUGCGUUGCAGAGCUGGGGAUUCUUCAAGCCUGUGUACCAGGUUUCUAACCAUGGAAUGGAGACCUCUUUGAUGGAUUCUGUGAUGACUGCAUCAAGGGAAUUUUUUCACCUACCACAUGAAGAGAAGAAAAAAUGCAGUAACCUGAUAGGCGGGAAACAUUUCCAGGUAGAAGGGUAUGGAAAUGACCAGGUGAAAACUCAAGAUCAGAUUUUAGACUGGUCUGAUCGUCUGCAUCUUAGAAUUGAGCCAGAGGGUGGGAGAAACCUUGCACAUUGGCCAACACAUCCCAAAUCUUUCAGGGAUGAUCUGCACGAAUACGCAUUGAGAUGCAAGAGAAUCAAAGGCGAAAUCCUUAGGGCAAUAGCCAAGCUUUUGGAGCUUGAUGAAGACUGCUUCGUUAAUCAGUUUAACAGUAAUGCACGCACUUAUGCUAGAUUCAACUACGUCCCGCCGUGUCCAAGACCUGAUCUUGUCCUGGGCGUCAAGCCUCACGCGGAUUUCUCUGUUCUCACGGUUCUUCUCAUGGACAAAGAUGUCGCUGGGCUGCAAUAUCUUAGAGAUGGAACCUGGUACAAUGUUCCAGCUGUGUGUAAGCACACCCUGCUGAUCAACAUUGGUUUUGCAAUGGAGAUAAUGACCAACGGGAUCUUCACAGGGCCAGUGCAUAGAGUUGUGACUAAUGCCGAUAAAGAGAGGAUAUCAGUGGCCAUGUUCUAUGGUGUGGACCCUGAUCAAGAGAUUGGGCCAAUAGCUCAUCUGUUGAGUGAUGAGCAACCGGCACGGUACAGGAAAAUGAAGGCCAAGGACUUACUAGUCACGCAACUUGAACAUUUCUCUCAAGGCCGAGGAGCACGAAUAGCCGAUGCAUUCAAGAUCUAA
Messenger RNA from Triticum turgidum subsp. durum (durum wheat), 1086 nucleotides. The record is from the annotation of a GenBank genome assembly. Lineage: Eukaryota; Viridiplantae; Streptophyta; Magnoliopsida; Poales; Poaceae.